Messenger RNA from Salpingoeca rosetta, 1152 nucleotides. RefSeq names its product charged multivesicular body protein 5. The coding region runs from base 170 to 820 and encodes 216 amino acids. Gene Ontology annotation, cellular component: multivesicular body. Gene Ontology annotation, biological process: late endosome to vacuole transport via multivesicular body sorting pathway; vesicle budding from membrane. The record is from RefSeq and is a predicted model, not a curated record. The transcript has 8 exons. Lineage: Eukaryota; Choanoflagellata; Craspedida; Salpingoecidae.
UUUCAACGUAUCCACCUCCCCAAAUUGCCGAAGCAGCGCCACCAACCACACCAUUUCUCGUCCUCCUCCUGCCCACACGACACAAACAAACACACACCGCACUCCCAGUCAAGCAAGACCGGCUGACAAGCCUCCACAGCACACACAGCACAAACAGCAAAGCACAAAGAUGGCGAGUCGUCUCUUUGGCCGCUCCAAGCCGAAGCAGCCCGGCCCUUCCAUGACAGAGAUCAUCGCAAACACGGACAGCAGGGCGGCGUCUGUUGACAAGAAGAUCGCACAGCUGGAUGAGCAGCUCAAGCAAUGCAAACAGAAGAUGAGCAAGAUGCGGGAAGGCCCAGCGAAGCAACGCGUCAAGCAACAAGCGCUCCGCAUCCUGCGACAACGCAAGACAUAUGAGCAGCAGUAUGGCAAGUUGCAGCAGCAGUCCUUCAACCUGGAGCAGCAGAACUACGCCGUACAGUCGCUCAAGGACACACACGCCACCGUUUCCGCCAUGAGGGAAGGCAAGAAGGCCAUGCAGACAGAGUUCAAGAAGAUUAACAUCAACGACAUCGAGGAUAUUCAAGACGAUAUGGAGGAUCUGAUGGAAGACCACGACGAAAUCCAAGAGAUUUUGGGCAGGACAUAUGGCAUGGAGGAUGUGGAUGAAGGCGACCUCGAAGCUGAGUUUGAGGCGUUGGGCGAGGAUCUUGACGACGCGCUCCUCGACGAACUCACAGAUGUGCCGACGUCAGAGCCGACAGUGGUGGAGGAUGUGCCCAAACCAGCGCAACACGAAUCCAAGGAGGUUGACGAGUUUGGUCUGCCAUAUCUCUAAGCAUCCAAUGGAUGGAUGAACGGCCUGUCUUUGCCAUGCUGAUGAUGAUGAUGAUGAUGAUGAUGAUGAUGAUGAUGAUGAUGAUGAUGAUGACUUGUUCUGUUACAUGUGCGAGCGAGGUACAGCGUGUCACAGCACCUUCCUUCUCUUCUUGUCCUUAUUGCUGCGUGCGAUACGCACCACUCUGUUUCCUUCCUUCCUCAUGCCUGCCACCGGUUCGGUGACACGUGCACCUGCUUGCGUGCUUGAUGAUUUGCUCAUUUUUUUUUUUUUUGCUCAUUGUCAACACGUAAACAAAACCAAUCCCACAGUGCACACAAGUAAAAGCACAG